ACUAUUGCAACGUGUCAUAUCGCUGAUAACUAUUUGAGACAACUUCAAAGCAUUCGGUGAAGGCACGUUGGGUUUGUUUUUCACCCGUUUCGUGAUGAAAACCAGAGCAUAACGUGUGCGCAAACAGUUCACAGCACUUUUUUUCUUUUGUGUUUUAUUUGAAAUAUCUUAACGCGUUCAUCAUGACGUUCAAUAGAAAUUUUAUAAAUGUGAUGGUAUUGAGUUGGGGUUUUAUGUUGGUGUUUACAGCAUUUCAAACAAUGGGCAAUAUUGAAAAAACCGUGCUGCAAAGUAUUCAGAAGGAAAAUCCAAAUUUCACCGGUGAAGCCUACACUAGUUUUGCGAUAAUCUAUGCCGUCUUGGCGACUUGCAACUGGUUAGCACCGUCGUACAUCUCUAUGACAGGGCCAAGAAUUGCAAUACUUACCGGCGCUUGCUGCUACGUCUUUUUCAUAGGAACUUUCCUUUGGCCCCAAGAUGCUUUACUUUACAGUGCAUCAGCUAUUCUCGGUCUUGGAGCGGCUUUAAUAUGGACAGGACACGGCCAGUAUUUAACUGAGAACAGUGACUCUGAAACAAUGUCCAGAAAUGCAGGAAUAUUUUGGGCUAUAUUUCAAACUUCUAUGUUCACUGGGAACCUCUUUGUUUAUUUUAUGUUUACCGAGCCUGAGAUUAAUGCUUCAAAGAGAAAAAUUGUCUUUAGUGUUCUUACAGCGUUAGCUAUCGUUGGUACAUGUUUACUUGCUACUUUAAAAAAGACCUCGCGAGGAUUGAUACUGGGUGAAAUUGAGGGUGCGAAUAGAGAACUCCAAAUACCAGAACCAAUAAGGGAGAAACCAUUGUUAGCUGCUUGGCAUGCACUGACCGAUGCAUUUUCCCUUUUCUUUACCUCUAAAAUGCUUUUGUUAUCUCUGACAUUUGUAUAUACUGGAAUUGUCUUAACAUUUUACUCAGGAGUUUACUCAUCGAGUAUUGGGUUCACUAAAGCGUUUGGUGAUACGCGGAAAAGUUUAGUUGGUCUUUCUGGUAUUUUCAUUGGGAUUGGCGAAGUGAUCGGUGGAAGUCUUUUUGGUAUCUUUGCAUCCAAAGUAUCCCGUAUUUGCGGCGUAUGGGCAGUGGUGCUUACAGGAUUCUGCGUACAUUCCUUUGCCUUUAUAACUAUUUUCUUGAAUUUACCAAAUGACGCUCCGUUUGAGGAAACUACCAGUCUAGGAUACAUUAAUCCUUCACCGGUUUUGGCGAUAGCCGGAAGUCUGGCUCUGGGUUUUGGAGAUGCUUGUUACAAUACACAAGUCUACUCGUUAUUAGGGUUGCUUUAUGCACAAAACAAUGCAUCUGCGUUUGCGUUAUUUAAAUUUUGUCAAUCACUCGCGGCUGCAGUGAGCUUUGCUUACAGCAGUGUUGUUGGCCUUCAUAUACAACUUUUUAUAUUAGUGAUAACAAUUAUUAUUGGUACUAUUACGUUCUGUUUUGUCGAACGUGUUGCGAGAAUAGAAAAAAAUAAUUCGACUCCGUCGGAAGAUAAUUCAACAUAUGUUACACAGUAAAUAUGAUGAAUUUGUUUGGACAUUGGCAUAAGUAGGUAGGGACCAGAGUGGGCCUAGAGUCCCCAAAAACGCGAAUUGGCUCUCUCUCUUCCAAUAUUCAACAAAUUCUCAAAACCAAAAUUCAUCAUUUCUACAAUAAAAUAUCUGGUCUAUCCUAGAAAAAAUUCUAUUUACGCCAAUGUGGUUGGAAAACAAAAGUAUCGAAAUAUAAUGCUCAAGAUAACGAAUUUACUGUAUUCCUUAUUGAAGGGGAAUAUGAUAUUCAUCUUAGAAAUUGUAUUUUUUAAGAAAAGGGCAAUAAUUAGUUAAUAAGUAAAUAAUUAAUUUUAUACCGUGUAUAUAAUAGCUCGACAAAAGAGUAAUAUCGAUGUAAUAGACGAUUCCAUUGUUUUAAGACUGCAUGUUUAUUCAGUUAUGUUCAUGUUUACUCAAUGAAGACUUUUUAAAUAAUUUUAAUUGCGUUGAACGCGUAGAAAGAAUUUUUAAUAUAAAAAAAACAAGAUAAUCACUAUAAGCAUAAUAAAUACAGCAAUUAAAAAUUUAUUUUUUUAUUACGCAUUUCUUAUGGAUCCUUUAACAAUUUUUAUGUCGUCAACGGGUCUGUCAUUCUUAUCGGUCUCAACUAAGCCAAUUCUUUUUACUAUUGCCAUACCAGAGUGAAUUCUACC
Osmia lignaria (orchard mason bee) is the source of this 2215-nucleotide messenger RNA. RefSeq names its product UNC93-like protein MFSD11. Lineage: Eukaryota; Metazoa; Arthropoda; Insecta; Hymenoptera; Megachilidae. The record is from RefSeq and is a predicted model, not a curated record.